Fragaria vesca subsp. vesca is the source of this 894-nucleotide messenger RNA. RefSeq lists its product as uncharacterized. Gene Ontology annotation, biological process: ethylene-activated signaling pathway; regulation of DNA-templated transcription. The coding region runs from base 1 to 894 and encodes 297 amino acids. The transcript has 3 exons. The record is from RefSeq and is a predicted model, not a curated record. Gene Ontology annotation, molecular function: DNA binding; DNA-binding transcription factor activity. NCBI's taxonomy places the organism in Eukaryota, Viridiplantae, Streptophyta, Magnoliopsida, Rosales, Rosaceae.
AUGGAAAACGAUGAUCAACCAUGCGCAAUGGAUCAUAGAAAGCAUGGGAAGAGGGCCUUCCCUGGUGAUGGAUCGGAGGAGACAGAGGAAGAGGGUGGUGAGGAUCAAGAAGUUUUCUUCCCCGCUGCGCCCUUUUGCUCAGCAGCAUCCUCAGCUCGAUCUCAACAAGAGAUGUCUGCCAUGGUCUCAGUUCUAUCUCGAGUGAUUAGUGGAGACAGUAGCACUGAUACUGACCCAAACCCUGCACUGCUUCAACUUCCCCAACAGUCCAGCACCGCCACACCGGAACUUGAUCAAUCCCAUCAACAAGCGGCGCCAGAUCAAGCAGGAAGCGUGAGGAGGAGACAUUAUAGAGGAGUGAGGCAGAGACCAUGGGGGAAAUGGGCAGCCGAGAUUCGUGAUCCAAAGAAGGCAGCCCGAGUGUGGCUCGGAACUUUUGAAACGGCGGAGGCUGCUGCACUUGCUUAUGAUGAAGCAGCUCUCAGAUUCAAAGGAAGCAAAGCUAAGCUUAACUUCCCGGAAAGAGUUCAAGGGACAAGUGAAUCAGGCGGUUACCUCACAACUCAAACAGUUGCUCAUCAGCCUCUCAUUUCUGAUUAUCAUCAGCAACAACUGGUAUACCCGAAUAAUAUCACUACUACUGAUCAAUAUUAUCCACAAUUUUAUGGGAACUUAAACUAUGGUCAGCCAGAUCCGAGAUUUUAUAACCAGCCUGCUACAUCUUCAUAUCCACCUUUCAUACCAAUAUCUCAAGCACAAGAAGAAGAUCGACAACAACAGCCGGCCUUAAGCUCUCCUAUGCCGGAUUUCGGUUCACCGUCUUCAAGUUUGCAUCCUGAAUAUCCACAGUAUGAUACUACAAGAAAUUUUGACAAUAGUCAUUGGAGAGGAUAG